UUCAAUCCUGGCAAUAAUUGUUAUCACUUCAAUAGCCGGAGACAUCUGCAUCGCGCGCGCAUAUAUCGUCUUCGGUCGGCCAUCGCGCGCGGUUAUCGUGUUUAUCUCUGCAGGCUUGCUUUAAGGGCUAUAGCUAUUAUAUACAUGCACAUCGUCAUUAAGCUAUAGCUCACGUGUAGAUCAUCAUCGUGAUUUGCAACUCGUAGCAGCGGCAACCUACUCAAGCGCGAAAAGGGGCGGCGCAUGUUCCUGCUUGAACUUUUCUUUUUCAUUCGUCUUGCAGCACUUUCUUCGCUGUCCCCUAAAGCAACUACACUUGCAUCGUAACCGGUUCACCUUGAAAAACAAAAUCGCAGUGCAUCGAAUGCUUUUCUAAGCAAAUCACUGGCAUAAUGGAUGUGAAAAAAAUGAAAACGAAUACCAUCGGACGAGAGAACGGAGGCAACAUCAAGGAGGACUACUCAAUCAAUGGUGACUCCUACCAACGUUCGAAGAUUAGCAAUGUUCUUGUCUUUUACGUAAAUGGCAAAGAGGUCAAAGAUGAUGAAGUCGAUCCUAUGUGGACACUCCUUCACUAUCUUCGAAAUAAGUUAGGUUUAGUUGGUACUAAAUUAGGAUGUGCUGAAGGAGGAUGCGGCGCCUGCACGGUCAUGAUUUCAAGAUACGACCGUAAAUCGAAUCGAAUAGUUCACUUCUCAGCGAAUGCAUGUUUGACUCCCAUAUGCGCUCUUCAUGGUAUGGCUGUUAUAACCGUAGAAGGUAUUGGCAGCACUAGAACAAAGCUCCAUCCGGUACAAGAGCGAAUAGCUAAAGCACAUGGUUCGCAAUGUGGUUUCUGUACACCCGGUAUCGUCAUGUCGAUGUAUGCUUUGUUGAGAAGCAUGCCGAAACCGACAAUGACUGAUAUGGAGGUUGCUUUUCAAGGUAAUCUAUGUAGAUGUACUGGGUACAGACCGAUUAUAGAAGGUUUUAAAACUUUCACUGAGGAUUGGCAACAGUCACAAAGGCUAUCCCAAACAAUAAAUGAAAAAAAUGUCGAAUCAAAAGUUUGUGCCAUGGGAGAUGCUUGCUGCAAAAAGGCCUUUUCGUCCGAACCUACUGAAAUAUUCAAUUCCAAAGAAUUUCUACCGUAUGAUCCAUCUCAAGAACCCAUAUUUCCCCCGAAACUACAGUUGUCUCCCAACCACGAUGAAGAGUACUUAAUUAUAAAAGGAAAAGAAAUCACUUGGUACAGACCGACGUGCUUAAAAGAAAUUUUAGUAUUAAAACAACAGUAUCCGAAUGCUAGAAUAGUUGUAGGGAACACUGAAGUUGGUAUUGAAGUGAAAUUCAAGCAUUUUGUAUACCCUGUACUUAUUUCGCCUACGCAAAUUAAGGAAAUGAGGGAAAUAUCAGAAUUGAAUGACGCUAUGAAAAUUGGAGCAAGUGUGACAUUGAUUGAGAUGGAAGAUGCAUUUAGACAACAGCUGAAAAUCAAGCCUGAGUAUAAAACUAGAAUAUUUAAAGCAUCGAUUGAAAUUUUACAUCGAUUUGCCGGUAAACAAAUCAGGAAUGUUGCGGCUAUUGGCGGAAAUAUUAUGACUGGUAGUCCAAUUUCUGACAUGAAUCCCGUAUUGAUGUCUGCUGGAAUUAAAUUGAAUGUUUGCAGUCUUGCAAGAGGUUUCAGGACAGUUACAAUGGAUCACACAUUUUUCACUGGUUACAGGCGUAAUGUUAUCGCACCAGAUGAAAUAUUAGUAUCGAUCGAAGUACCUUUCUCACUUCCAAAUCAAUACUUCGUUGCAUACAAGCAAGCCAAGCGGCGAGAUGACGACAUUGCGAUAGUUAAUUUAGCUCUUAAUAUUCAUUUUAAACCGAAAACAAGUAUAGUUGAAAAAGCUUUUCUAGCAUUCGGUGGAAUGGCGCCGACAACAGUUUUAGCUAGAAAGACUUGCGAAGCCAUGGUUGGCAGACAAUGGAACGAGAAAUUAUUAGAACUGGUUACGAACCGACUUAUCGAAGAACUUCCGUUAUCUGGAGAUGCUCCAGGUGGAAUGAUUUUGUAUCGUCGGUCAUUAACUUUAAGCUUAUUCUUCAAGGGUUUCGUGUAUGUAACAAAACAACUUAGGAACCACGUUUUCGAUGUGGAACCUAUACCAAAGGAUAUCGAAUCAGCCGGUGAAGGUUUUCACUACAUACCACCAAAAAGCUCGCAAUAUUAUCAAGUUGUAUCAAAUAAUGGAAGUACAACCGACCUGGUUGGGAAACCUAUAAUUCAUGCAAGUGCAUACAAACAAGCAACUGGUGAAGCAGUUUAUUUGGAUGAUUUGCCGAAAAUUGUUGGAGAGUUGUACUUAUCGUUCGUACUCUCCACAAGAGCUCAUGCAAAUAUUUUAAAAGUCGAUCCAUCCCAAGCUCUUAAUUUGAAAGGGGUGGUUGCAUUUUUUGAUGCCAACGAUAUUCCUGACCACGAAAAUUCCAUCGGACCAAUAUUGCACGAUGAAGAAAUGUUCAUUUCUAAAAAAGUAACAAGCCAAGGACAGAUUAUUGGAGCUGUUGUAGCCGUGGAUCAGCAUACAGCUCAACGAGGCGCGCGAUUAAUCAAAGUCGAAUACGAAGAUAUACAGCCAAUAAUAAUAUCCAUCGAAGAGGCUAUAAAGCACCAAUCUUUUUUCGAUGGCAGUGGCAAAUGUAUUGUGAAAGGGAACGUCGACAAAGCGUUCGCCGAGUCGGAUCACGUAAUAGAAGGCGAAGCUCGUAUGGGUGGACAGGAACACUUCUAUCUGGAGACUCACGCUUCAUUUGCGAUACCACGGGAGGAAGAUGAAAUUGAGCUUUUUUGCUCAACUCAGCAUCCCUCAGAGAUACAAAAGCUUGUUGCACAUGUGCUUGAUGUACCUAUCAACCGGAUUAACGUGCGCGUCAAACGACUCGGCGGUGGCUUUGGUGGCAAGGAGUCUCGCGGAAUAUCCGUUGCUUUACCCGUCGCUUUUGCAGCUCACAGGUUGCGAAAACCAGUAAGAUGUAUGCUUGACAGAGAUGAGGAUAUGAUGAUUAGCGGGACAAGACAUCCGUUUUACUAUAAAUAUAAAGUUGGAUUCACUAAGGAAGGACUAAUUAAAGGCAUCGAAAUACAUAUUUACAACAACUGUGGAUAUUCCUUAGAUCUUUCUAUGUCUAUUUUAGAACGGGCUAUGUUUCACUUUGAAAAUGCUUACAAAGUGCCGAAUACCAAAGUUUUUGGAUACGCCUGUAGAACUAAUUUACCUUCAAAUACUGCUUUCCGAGGCUUUGGCGGACCUCAAGGUAUGUUUGCUGCCGAACAUAUGAUCCGUCAUGUUGCAGAUUAUUUGGGUCGCGAUGUCAUGGAAAUUUCAGAAAUGAAUUUGUAUAGCGAAGGUGAUGUAACUCAUUAUAAUCAGUUAUUAGAGAAUUGUACCUUGAGAAGAUGUUGGGAUGAAUGUAUUGCUUUAGGGAAUUUUAGGGAAAGAAUGGAAAAUGUAAAAGCGUUCAAUAAAGAACAUAGGUAUAGAAAACGAGGAUUGGCUAUUGUACCAACAAAGUUUGGUAUAGCUUUUACAGCAUUAUUUUUGAAUCAAGCUGGAGCACUAGUUCAUAUAUAUACCGAUGGCUCGGUACUUCUAAGUCAUGGUGGAACUGAAAUGGGGCAAGGAUUGCACACAAAGAUGAUUCAAGUUGCCAGUAGAGUUUUAAAAGUAGAACCAGAUAAAAUCCACAUAGCUGAAACAGCGACAGAUAAAGUACCUAACACAUCAGCAACUGCAGCUAGUGCAGGCUCAGAUUUAAAUGGAAUGGCUGUAAUGAAUGCUUGCCAAGAAAUAAUGAAUAGACUCCAACCUAUAAUAGAUGCUAAUCCAGAAGGUACAUGGGAAGACUGGAUAAAGCAAGCCUACUUCAAUAGAGUUAGUUUAUCUGCCACUGGAUUCUAUAGAACUCCUGGAAUAGGAUAUAACUUUGUUACUGGAGAAGGUAAACCAUUCAACUAUUACACAUAUGGUGCUGCAAGUUCUGAAGUUGAAAUAGAUUGCCUCACUGGAGAUCACCAGGUCUUGAGAUCUGACAUUGUUAUGGAUCUUGGGGAAAGUUUGAAUCCAGCCAUAGACAUUGGACAAAUAGAAGGAGGGUUCAUUCAAGGAUAUGGACUUUUUACUAUGGAAGAAAUGAUAUAUUCUCCAACAGGAACUAUGUUCAGUAGAGGACCAGGAGUAUAUAAAAUACCAGGAUUUGCCGAUAUACCACUUCAAUUUAAUGUUUCUCUUUUGAAAAGUGCAAGUAAUCCAAAAGCAGUAUAUUCAUCAAAAGCUGUUGGAGAGCCACCAUUAUUUUUAGCAUCGUCAAUUUUCUUUGCUAUUAAAGAAGCUAUCAAAACAUACCGAGAAAACAUGAACAUACAAGGAUACUUUAGGCUAGAUUCUCCAGCUACUUCUGCUCGUAUACGAAUGUCAUGUGUAGAUCCAUUGAUCAAAAAGAUUGGAGACGGAGAUGGAAAGAAAGCUUGGAACAUGAUUCCAUAAGCUACAAAUAGAAAAUAAAAAAAAUUUUUUAAAUAAUAAAUUAUGAAUAUAUUUAUGCAAUUGUAAAUGAUUUUAUAAUAAAAAAU
Phymastichus coffea is the source of this 4600-nucleotide messenger RNA. It is a transcript of the gene ry, whose product is annotated as xanthine dehydrogenase. The record is from RefSeq and is a predicted model, not a curated record. Bases 393 to 4514 code for a protein of 1373 amino acids. NCBI's taxonomy places the organism in Eukaryota, Metazoa, Arthropoda, Insecta, Hymenoptera, Eulophidae. Gene Ontology annotation, molecular function: 2 iron, 2 sulfur cluster binding; molybdopterin cofactor binding; molybdenum ion binding. The transcript is spliced from 25 exons.